Lizanozyma spartinae is the source of this 618-nucleotide messenger RNA. RefSeq lists its product as uncharacterized. The record is from RefSeq and is a predicted model, not a curated record. The transcript has 3 exons. Bases 1 to 618 code for a protein of 205 amino acids. Lineage: Eukaryota; Fungi; Ascomycota; Pichiomycetes; Serinales; Debaryomycetaceae.
AUGAGUCGUAUAGAAGAUAUAGAACGUCCAUUUCAACAUUGUCACCCUUUAGCUACUAACUCUUCAGUCCAUUUCGAAUUUGCCGAGUUCUCCCAAUAUCCUUAUCCUUUAGAUUUAACUGCGCCUGAUACUCCUGAAUCCAUUGGAGUCUCCUUAAUAAGACUGACCAGUCACUUACCUAUGUACCGUGUUAUGAAAACUUCUCUGUUCUUUUCUGAGGACAGAUACAGAGCUGAAAGGGCCGAUGAUGUUGAAGAUUUUUCUAAUAGCUUUGAGAUAGUAUUCAUUACUGCUGUUGAAGUGCCUGGAAUUAUGUCUUCUUCUUCUUCUUUCUCUUCCAUCGAGUUCUCCAAGGAAGUUCGUCAUGACGAGAUGGCCCUCUCCCAUAGGCAGCAACCCAUGAGUGUGUCUUUUCAAAAAUUCUUCAACAAACUCAAACCUCAGUUGAUUUCUGAAACUCCAACGACCCCUUGCUUUAAGCAAAAGGUACUUGACGUAGAUAUUGGUUUGCCAGCUGUUAAUCGGAAAAUUGAGUCAGCUUUGACCCCAAUUGAAAAGGACUUUAAGGAUGUUGAUAUAUCUGAAACUGUCACAGAUAGUCCUUCAGGAACUCAAUGA